Molecule: messenger RNA, 1374 nt
Organism: Fonsecaea multimorphosa CBS 102226
Lineage: Eukaryota; Fungi; Ascomycota; Eurotiomycetes; Chaetothyriales; Herpotrichiellaceae
Exons: 2
Coding region: 1-1374 (457 amino acids)
Biological process (GO): protein dephosphorylation
Cellular component (GO): cytoplasm; nucleus; protein phosphatase 4 complex
Molecular function (GO): protein phosphatase regulator activity
Source: RefSeq, a predicted model, not a curated record
AUGAUCGAACCACUGCUUCAGCGACUCAACGAGAUCGUAUAUACGGAAUUUCCUAUGCCACGGCCAUAUCCCACCAUCAAUCGACCGGCUCCCUCCUCACCCACUCAACCACAGCCUACGCAGAUCGGUGAUGCCAAUCCCAAUCCGCAGGCACCUUCGACGCCCGUGCGGACUCUUCCACCCGUUCCGCCUUUCCCAACCUCGUCAGCAACUUCUACGAGCCAUGUGCCCGAUUCACUUCCUCAGUCCCAAGACGCUGAGGUCACCGCGCUCCAUGAACUUCCCACCCUCCUGCUGCAAAUCCUCAAUAGCGUAACUCAUACGCUUCGAUCAUCAUUUUCAGAAAGACCACCCCAUACAAUACAACGGUUGGCAGAACUCAUCCUAUACCCUACCAAACAUUACAAAACUCUUCCUGCAUGGCUGCGGGCCAUGGAUCGAGUCGUCAGCGUUAGCAGCGCUGCAGAUAUCUUCCCGCUUUCCGAAACUCCGCCUGUGGUGAAUGGUGUCAAUGGAGAUGGUGGAGGAAUUCUUUGGAAUAAUGGAGACGUGCGCCACGGUUACGACAGCAACUCACUGGGCAGUGAUGAAAGUCUCGGUGGCGCGCUCCUGACUCCAAUACCGUGGCUGCGGAAUGGGAUCAAUGGUAGCGAGGAUUCUGGUGAAGAUUCAGGCCCGCUAGAUUCAAACACCAGCACCAGCACAGAUGGCUUAGAUGACUCGCUCAUCUUGCCAAUAGCACAGGGCGAUGGAGACUCGUUAGUCCCUGAAAGGCCAGAUGGCGCAGUUACCCAAGGCGAGUUGAUCCGUAUGGAACAAGAGGCUGGCGUGGUACCUGUGACUCGAAACCCUCCGGAUGCGCACGUGAGCGGGACGAUGGAAGAGAAUUCUCUCAGUGACGAAGGAGACGUGGUGCCUCACGCCCGCGGACCUGACCUCGUGGGCUCUGUGGAUAUGGGCAGAGUCGAUGGUCAAGACGUGGAAAUUCACAUUGGAAGCCCUCCAAGCGAAGAGGGACAAGAAAGGGCCAUAGAUGCGAACGAUGCACAAACAGUCCUCCCUGGAGAGACUCAUACUUUGGGCUCUACAGCUACAAGUGCAAUGUCGGUAAGUGGACCUGGAUCAGCGGCCGAUUCAGAUGAUUUUGAAAUUGUGCUCAAGGACGCUGUGGAUGGCAGCGAUGUGGAUGCUAUGCAAGUCGACGAGAGCAGAAGAGGGGGUGAGAAGCAGCAGAAGUCACAGUCGCCAACCGAAGACGGCGACAUUGUUCUUGUGGAUGCGGACGGCAAGACCGAAGGCGAGACCGAGUCAAAGGCCGAAAACUCGGGCGAGAACGUCGGACCGGAUGCUGUGGAUGCCAGUACUGUGACUUGA